CCAAAUCUCUCUCACUUCUGGGGAUUUACCAGUCUAAGGUUCCUGAAUCAUCCUCCCAUACUCCCACCAUCUUCUGACCUCUGCCUAGAUAGGCAUAAGAUUAUUUGAGAAAGUGUGUCGAGGGGAAGUUUCCUGACAGGAAUUUUUAAAGCUGUCUAUUAGCAGACGAGCAAGAGAGUCUUGAAUGUCAAACGCCUGACAAACUCUUGAGACCAGCCACCAAACCACGAAAAGUGACUUUCUGAGUCUUCUCUUCGGCCCUUCUGAUGGAAGCAGAAGCAGGGAGCACCAUGGAGACUGGAAAGGGGACCAACCGAGGCAUUCGGAUUGCACUGGCCCUGUUUAUUAGUGGCACCCUGGUGCUGGGCACACUGCUCUUUCUAGUGAGUCAAGGUCUCCUAAGUUUCCAAGCUAAACAGGAGUACUGCCUGAAGCCAGAAUGCAUUGAAGCUGCUGCUGCCAUCAUGAGCAAAGUAAAUCUUUCUGUGGAUCCUUGUGAGAAUUUUUUCCGGUUUGCUUGUGAUGGCUGGAUAAGCAAUAACCCAAUUCCUGAAGAUAUGCCAAGCUAUGGGGUUUAUCCUUGGCUGAGACACAAUGUUGACCUCAAGUUGAAGGCACUUCUGGAGAAAUCAGUCAGUCGAAGGCGGGACACUGAAGCUGUACAGAAAGCCAAAAUCCUUUAUUCAUCCUGCAUGAAUGAGAAAGCGAUUGAAAAAGCAGAUGCCAAACCACUGCUCCACAUCUUGAGGCAUUCACCUUUCCGCUGGCCUGUGAUUGAAGCUAAUAUUGGUCCUGAAGGGGUUUGGUCAGAGAGAAAAUUCAGUCUACUGCAAACACUGGCAACAUUCCGCGGUCAAUACAGCAAUUCUGUGUUCAUCCGUUUGUACGUGUCCCCUGACGACAAGGCAUCCAAUGAACAUAUCUUGAAGUUGGACCAAGCAACACUCUCCCUGGCUGUGAGGGAAGACUUUCUGGAUAACACUACCGAAGCCAAAUCUUAUCGGGAUGCCCUUUACAAAUUCAUGGUGGACACUGCUGUGCUUUUAGGAGCUAAUAGCUCUCGAGCUGAACAUGACAUGAAGUCAGUGCUUAGACUGGAAAUUAAGAUAGCUGAGAUAAUGAUUCCACAUGAGAACCGAACCAGUGAGGCUAUGUAUAACAAAAUGAACAUCUCAGAGCUCAGUGCUAUGAUUCCCCAGUUUGACUGGCUGGGCUAUAUCAAGAAGGUCAUUGAUACCAGACUCUACCCACACUUGAAAGACAUUGGCCCCUCGGAGAAUGUGGUGGUCCGCGUCCCACAAUACUUUAAAGAUUUGUUUAGGAUAUUAGGUGCUGAAAGGAAGAAAACCAUUGCCAACUAUUUGGUGUGGAGAAUGGUUUAUUCCAGAAUUCCAAACCUCAGCAGGCGCUUUCAAUAUAGAUGGCUGGAAUUCUCAAGGGUAAUCCAGGGGACAACAACUCUGCUGCCUCAGUGGGACAAAUGUGUUAACUUUAUCGAAAGUGCCCUCCCUUAUGUUGUGGGGAAAAUGUUUGUGAAUGUUCACUUCCAGGAAGAUAAGAAGGAAAUGAUGGAAGAAUUGAUUGAGGGUGUUCGCUGGGCCUUCAUUGACAUGCUGGAGAAAGAAAAUGAAUGGAUGGAUGCAGGGACAAAAAGGAAAGCUCAAGAAAAGGCAAGAGCUGUUUUGGCAAAAGUUGGCUAUCCAGAGUUUAUAAUGAAUGAUACUUAUGUUAAUGAAGACCUCAAGGCAAUCAAAUUUUCAGAAUCGGACUACUUUGGCAACGUACUGCAAACCCGCAAGUAUUUAGCACAGUCUGAUUUCUUCUGGCUAAGAAAAGCUGUUCCCAAAACAGAGUGGUUUACAAACCCAACAACGGUCAAUGCCUUUUACAGUGCAUCUACCAACCAGAUACGAUUUCCUGCUGGAGAGCUGCAGAAGCCUUUCUUUUGGGGAACAGAAUACCCUCGAUCUCUGAGUUACGGUGCUAUAGGAGUAAUUGUGGGCCACGAAUUUACACAUGGAUUUGAUAAUAAUGGUAGAAAAUAUGAUAAAAAUGGAAAUCUUGAUCCGUGGUGGUCUGUGGACUCUGAAGAAAAGUUUAAGGAAAAAACAAAAUGCAUGAUUAACCAGUAUAGCAACUAUUAUUGGAAGAAAGCCGGCUUAAAUGUGAAGGGGAAAAGGACCUUGGGAGAAAAUAUUGCUGAUAAUGGAGGUCUUCGAGAAGCUUUUAGGGCUUACAGGAAAUGGAUAAAUGAUAGAAGACAGGGAGUUGAAGAGCCCCUCCUACCAGGCAUCACAUUCACCAACAAUCAGCUCUUCUUCCUGAGUUAUGCUCACGUGAGGUGCAAUUCCUACAGACCAGAAGCUGCCAGAGAACAAGUCCAAAUUGGUGCUCACAGUCCUCCACAAUUUAGAGUCAAUGGUGCCAUUAGCAACUUUGAAGAAUUUCAGAAAGCUUUUAACUGUCCGGCAAAUUCCACCAUGAACAGAGGUGCAGAUUCCUGCCGACUCUGGUAGCUGGAGUGCUGGUUUCUGCCAUCCUGACAGAGCUGAGGAGUGCCGGUAGAGGAGUCACUAACAUACUCAGCACCUACUGCUUUUUGCCUAUAUUUUGUCGAAGACUUUUAUUUUUAAUGCAUUUCUAUUAUUUGGGUAGAUGAUUUGCUUGGAUCUAAACAGUAUCUGUUCAAAGUCAUUGGGUUUAUAAAAGGAAUGCAAGAACUGAGUGAAACACAUCUUUUUAAAGUAAGCCAAACCAAUGAUAACAAGUGUCAAGGCUAUUUGGUUAAACUGCUCUUGGCUGAUCUCCCCUAUCAUCCCUUUAUGUUAGCCACAGCUAGGUGGUACCUAACUUUUCAAUCUAUAG
Molecule: messenger RNA, 2865 nt
Organism: Rattus rattus (black rat)
Lineage: Eukaryota; Metazoa; Chordata; Mammalia; Rodentia; Muridae
Gene: Phex
Product: phosphate regulating endopeptidase homolog X-linked
Exons: 24
Coding region: 267-2516 (749 amino acids)
Biological process (GO): protein processing
Cellular component (GO): plasma membrane
Molecular function (GO): metalloendopeptidase activity
Source: RefSeq, a predicted model, not a curated record